This is a messenger RNA of Sesamum indicum (sesame), 1431 nucleotides long. RefSeq names its product 20 kDa chaperonin, chloroplastic. Gene Ontology annotation, molecular function: ATP binding; transition metal ion binding; protein folding chaperone. Gene Ontology annotation, cellular component: chloroplast; mitochondrion. Gene Ontology annotation, biological process: positive regulation of superoxide dismutase activity. The record is from RefSeq and is a predicted model, not a curated record. NCBI's taxonomy places the organism in Eukaryota, Viridiplantae, Streptophyta, Magnoliopsida, Lamiales, Pedaliaceae.
CUUCAUCGAAAUGUUUCUAGAACCCUCUUAUCUUUUGCCAAAAAACCCCUCUCUCCAAGAACUUUCUAGGGUUUUGUUAUCCUCUUAACCAAUUUGACACCAACCCACCACCCAUUUCUUCUCUGACUCUGCCACUAAUUUUUCUCACUUAAGGGUUUAUAAUCUUGAGUUUGGGGACAAGAAAUGGCAGCUGCACAGUUGACUUCCGCUGCUUCCUCAAUUUCAGGAAAAGGGUUUGUUUCAUUUGAGGGGCUGAGAGCUUCAAAUGCAGUAAAGGUCUCGUCUUUUCAACCUCUGAAGCAGAAUGCACUCUCCCUAAGAUCAUUCCCCUCCCUUGUUGUCAAAGCGGCUACAACUGUUGCCCCUAAGUACACUUCCCUCAAGCCACUGGGUGACAGAGUGUUGGUGAAGAUUAAAACAGCAGAGGAGAAGACUUCAGGUGGUAUUUUACUACCAACAACUGCGCAAACCAAACCUCAAGCAGGUGAGGUGGUUGCUGUUGGAGAAGGUCGGACAAUUGGAAAAAACAAGUUGGAAGUUAGUUUGAAGACUGGCACCAAAGUGGUGUACUCGAAGUACGCAGGAACAGAGGUGGAGUUCGAUGGAACAAAUCAUCUCAUUCUGAAGGAGGAUGACAUUGUUGGUACUCUUGAUACUGAUGACGUAAAAGAUUUGAAUCCCCUGAAUGACCGAGUUCUCAUAAAGGUUGCUGAAGCUGAGGAAAAAACGGCUGGUGGGUUGUAUUUAACAGAUGCAAGCAAGGAGAAGCCGUCAAUUGGCACAGUGGUUGCAGUUGGGCCCGGUCCUCUUGACGACGAGGGCAACAGGAAGCCGUUGUCAGUUGCUCCAGGAAACACAGUUUUGUACUCCAAAUAUGCAGGCAAUGAUUUCAAGGGCAGUGAUGGCUCCGACUACAUAGCACUAAGGGCAUCAGACGUCAUGGCAAUCCUUUCUUAGAUGGUCUAAGUCUGCCCUUUAGUUUGCCACCUUAAGCAUCCCCAGCAAAAGUCAUAAGCGGAACCGUUCUUGUAACUUAGGCUUGAGUACGCAUUUCUUGCAGCUACAUGAAUGUAUUCAAGUGUAAUGAGUAUUGGAUUUCAAGAAAAAGUUCGAGUAUUUCCAAUAGCAGCUGUACCUUUGCUUUCUGGGGUCAUUUUCUUUCCUACCAGCGGUCUUGAACUCAUACGAGGUGGUGUCGGCUGUUAUUCUAUGUCCAUCUUUAUUCAAAAGAGAAUAGCAGAAUAUGAAACUGGCCCAAGCUGGUUUGUCCUUCUCGCUUGUUUUUCCCUUCCUCAUCGGGGAAUUGUUUUCAGACCUUGAUCUCUGCACGCCUGUUUGAUUUUAUGUGAUUUGCACUUUUUGUUGUAACAUGCAACGGAAAACGCAUUUUAAUCGUGUAUAUCAAUUCGAUACUUUGAGGAGGUAAUGUAA